Molecule: messenger RNA, 7184 nt
Organism: Dermacentor albipictus
Lineage: Eukaryota; Metazoa; Arthropoda; Arachnida; Ixodida; Ixodidae
Product: EEF1A lysine methyltransferase 4-like
Molecular function (GO): S-adenosylmethionine-dependent methyltransferase activity
Source: RefSeq, a predicted model, not a curated record
AUCUUUGCUACUACUUCUGAUUACCGCGCUUGCGACUGACAACUUCUAAAAGCGAAAAUGUUCACGUAAUGCACUAACUCAGCCAAAUAUGGAGUCCUUACAAGAGUUGUCUAUUCCCUCCGAACUCUUUGAACUCACGCGUUCACGUGUGUUUUCCCGGUGGUUUGCAGCACGUGUAGUGCGUGUACGCGGCAAGUGGAGUGUUGACUAUUGCUUAGACCUGGUAGAUUCCACUCAGAAGGCUUGGUGCGUUGUGUUUGACGUUGAAAUAUAGGGAAGCAUCAUGAAUAGCGUAGCGGCUAUUCCAAAAGAGAACGCACGCUACUGUGACGUCGCUUACUGGGAUGACAGGUAUCGGAAUGAGGACACGUACGACUGGCUGCUUCCGUACCAUACGUAUGCCCAUCUCAUCAAGCAGCAUGUCCAAAAUACCGACCGGAUACUCAUGUUAGGUUGCGGAAAUAGUCCUCUUAGUGAGCUGCUGUACAAGGAUGGCUUUAGGAACAUUGAAAACAUUGACUACUCUCACGUUGUGAUCAACAACAUGUCAUCACACUGCAGUGACUGCGCCCAGAUGAAGUGGCACGUCAUGGAUGCUACACACCUUCAGUUUCCAGAUGGCUCGUUUGAUGUUGUCAUCGAAAAGGCCACUAUUGAUUCCAUGAUGGUAAAAGAAAAGGACCCAUGGAAUAUUUCGGAGCCAACCAGAGUGACGGUGACGAAAGUCCUAAGUGAGAUCAGCCGUGUGUUGCGUAGAGGUGGCCGCUUCAUCUCCAUCACAUUUGCACAGCCACAUUUCCGAAGCCCGCUCUAUGCCGACAUGCAGUUCGACUGGUCCCUCGACACAUUCAAGUUUGGCACCAGCUUCCACUACUUCUGCUACGUCAUGACCAAGGGCCAAGAACUAUCGUUGGACGCCACAGCCUGUUACCAUUUGCCUGUCUUCCGUCGAAAUUCCACCACUAGUCAAAGCAGUGAACCUGAAAAUGAGGACUUCCUUUUGAAAAUCUUAGCCUCCUGACACUAGGACAAAAAUUAGCUGUUUAAAGGAUUUGUAGCUUUCAUCUAGGACUCAAAUUUAUGGGAAAGCUGUUUAACACUGUCAACACCCAGGCGAUUGCUUCAGGGCAAAGAUGCAAUAUUGAAGCUGAAAGUUGCUCUUUUAUAUACGAUGGCUCUUGGCCAAGAUGGUUGGGUCAUAGUUUUCUGGAAUUCAGCAGACAUGUUUUUCUUUACAACAAAGAAGGCAUGUGUCACUUUGUUUCAUUCUUUGUCGUAAAAAACAAUAGUGUCUGCUGUAUUCCAGAAGAGCAAAAUAUCUUUAAUGUUUCUCAUUGUGUUUUCCACUAGUAUGUGUUGCAUACUUUUUAUCCUUCAUCAUGCUUAUGCCACUCUGCUUGGAGGAACACUAAAGUUACACCGUAUUAUCAGAAUACGCUGGUGCAGUAGCAUAGUGGUCACCGUUACCCUGAGAAGAGGCUUGGUUAGUCGGAAAAGAUGGAGGAAUGGAAAAUGAGUGACAGGUGCCACUCUGAAGUUUUGGCACUAGCCCUCUGUGACAUCACGGAUUUUGACAGCGUUUAGUUUUUCGGUAAAGAUGGACUACAUUUCAGUGUAAAGGAACCAGAAAAGGCUCUGCCUAGCAAGUCUUGAGAACAUUAUUGCACAAAAUUGGCCUUGAAUGUGGGGAAUCUUCAAAUCUGUGAUGCCCACCCUGGCAUACUGGCAGCGGGGGAUUUGAGUGAACUUUUAAUAAUUGUAAGUUUGAUUUCCUCCAUUAAUAAUGAACAUUUUUCGGUCAAAUGAGUAAAAAGAAGAGUUUCAUACAAAUGCUUCACAGUAUAAACUAAUUUGGAGUUGUUUCUUUAGUGUUCCUUGUCAGGGGCAGCUAAAACUUACAAUUCUUCACGUGUGCAAAGCACGCUUUCUUGGGCAUCGUGACUUCACGACGAACACACUGGAAGCUGCAAUGAGCUUUCUUUUUCUUUUUGUUUUGUCUUGUUUCGAUGCCAUGUUUUUAUGCCACAGGAUGGAUAGGUGGGAGAGGGUAAUGCAUUAUUAGAAAAGUUAGAGCCCAAGAAACACACUGGACAUAGAAAAGGGUGGCUUGAAAAGCGUGUGGGAUGUAUUUCUUUUCCACAUCCAGUGUAUUUUGCGCCCUCAUGUUUUCUCAUAUUUAUGCCAUCUUUUGGCGCAUAAUUUAGUGCCUUCAUCUAACGUUAAUGAAAUGGUAACCAAGAGGCUGAAAGUGCCAGGUUGUUUUCUGCCAGAGCUACACAGUGGACUGUGAGGAACACCAUAUGGAGGUCUUGGGGAUCAAUUUUAACCCGCUGAAAUGUGCAAGCAUUGUUCUUCAUUAUGCACAUAAAAUAUGACCACUUGAGCAUUUUAGCCAUUCUGCCUCACGAAAUGUGACUGCUGUGGCCAGGAGUUCAGCCUGCAACUUAAUAUGCAUUACCGAAAAAAAGAGAUCUAAAUAUAUCUAAAUAUAUGUCUAUUUUUGUGCAUGUGUGUGAUAUUAUGUUGAAGUUUAUGAAGUUUUUAUAGUGCAUGACUGGGCAAGAAGUUGCAUAUGUUGCUAUAUUCUGUCGUCAUGCCUGGUGCACAAUUAAAUUGUAAGCUUUCUUUUUACUGGAAACAUCAGUUGUAAUCUAGAAACUAGGCCAGUCUUGUUUGCUUGUUCAUUUCACUUUAGUUGAAGCACAGCAUGACAUACUCUAUACCGAAGUAGAAAUUAUGGAGGUUCAAGCUGAGUAUGCUAACCACUACGCCAUGGCCACAUUACGCAACCAAGAGAUAAUACUUCUGUGCCAUUUAGUUGUCCUCCAACAUAAGAAAAUGUCUCAAAACGAGCAAUAUCUCUGUGCAUUGAAUAGUUUUCAGAGCUUGCAGUUGUACCACUUGUACCUUUAACUGGUUAUGUGUUACGUGUGCUGCUUUCCAAUUGAUGGCACUGAGGACGGCAUGCGGCAAGGAAGAAAUUGGGAGGGGAAUUCUGUACGCUAACGCAAAGGACAGUGCCUUGCUAUUUGAGGCCCGAGCUGGCUGCCUGUGGUCAGAAACAUACUGGAGGAAAUAUUGGCAACAGCUUGAGGCAUGCGUCUGCUGCAACAAAAGUCUGGAAACGACUUAGGCCAUCGUAAUGGUAUACCAAGAUAUGCAACCAGAAAGGGCCAUAGGAAACUUCGAUCUACCUCAAGUGCAGGGAUUCAAAGUGUGUUGAAGCAUUAACUGGUCAUUAGUCGACAUAAGCAAGUGACAUAUUGAGUAUUCGUGGAAAAAAAGCAGGAAAGAAAACCGGAGUUGUUACAGGCAUAGGUAACUGUACACUACUAUGCAGGCUGUUUCGCAUAACUAAAAACGUUAAAUGCUGCCUAGCUGUACAAAGCUAAGGUAAUGUUGUUUGCCGUCGCUUGGAGAUAUUCAGAUUACUUAUUGCAUUAUUCCUUAUCCAUUAAUUAGUCUUAAUUAAUCAACUCUCAAUUAUUAUAAUCAGAUGUAAACUUUCAAUUAGAAAAUUGUAGACCAACAUGAGAAACUCCUGGUACAGCUUUCUGUUGCUCAAUGCAUGCUGCACAUAAAAGUAUUUUUGCAAGCUUGGAAGAAGCCCGCGAAUGUGUGCAAAGUGCCUCGAGCGGCCAGUCACGCGGCAGUUCUGCGUGCAUUCGCUGGCUUCUUUCACAAUUAGCCAGGCGACUAUUUGUCACCGCCCCGUUUCGGAGGGGAUGACAAUCAAUAUAAUCGCAUCUGCUGAUGCACUUUGCUAACUGCCGCAAGCUGCACGAUAGACAAAACUGUAACUGGCAACUACAGCGAUGUGCGCUUCAGUAGCACGUUAAAAUCGCAACUGUUUUUAGCACAUGCGAUGCACUGUCUACAUUGCAUGCAUAGUCAAAAAACACCACGCUUGAUGUGGAGCAUCGUCAUUUGGAAGUAUCCAGGAGUUCUUCAAAUGGUGCCAGAGUGCUCUAAUGUUUUCUGAAAGCAAAUUUGUUGGUGUGUCAUCGGUUCCCAGUUGCAGUUUGCAGUGAUUAAGGAGUUACUGGAUUGCGUUUCCUUCUCCGUGUUUUUUCUUGUCUUAUUGGCACUGUCAAACGAAACAUUCCGCACUUUUCUUCAACUUCGUACACUGUAAUCUUGCAUCAGAGCCAGUGACUACCGUUUUAUACAAUGCUGUCUUUGUAUAUAAACUUACAGCACACCAGGGAUAGAAUGUGAACCCAGCCUAUGCCCUUCUUGUGUAGCAAGAUUAUUCUCAUUGCAAACAGAUGUUGCUGAUUCAACCGAAAGACGGUUUCUAUGGGUGUGGCUAUGAAGCAACCACAUCAUAAUGCACAUCUACUACAGUUCUAAACAUGAUUCGCCAAACUGUCGCAAGUUGUGAAAACUGACACGCUGAAUCACAUUAAAGACUGAAAGUAAUGGGACAGCUGUCAGAAAUGGUAUCGGCUGCCAUCACUGUUUGUGGCGUUGGGACACUCUAAAUGCACUUGCAUUAACGCACCUCUGAACCGCUCACACCACAAAACGCUCCUAUUGUGGUGGAAAUCAGCUCAUGGACUUUGGCCAUACAGCAGUGGUGGGCUACGAGUAAGCAGUGGCACAUUCACGAGGGCCUAUAAAGUCUGGUGAUGUUUAAAGGUAGUUGCAUUUAGCGUAAGAAAUGUUACAUAAUUUAGCACAGCCUCCUGCAGAUUAGGUCUUUCUCUUUAAGCCACCUUAUUGCAUUAUGUAAUUUGUCCAUUGCAGCAGCAGAGGAAUUACACUUGCUAGGGAUGCAUUUUGUUGGAAAUGAGAUUAGCUACGCAUAUGUGUGGCACAAAGAAAAAUAUGUAACCUAUUGCUUGGCCUGAAAACCACAGUGCGACAAAAUGUGGCAUUGUUGACCGAUAAUUGGGGAGAGUCUGCUAUGUGAACACAGACGUAGAGCCUCCCGUGGCAUGCUUCAGCUGCGUGUCUGCACCACUCCUCCCUUGAACGUGUUUAUUUUUGACCUUUUACUUUCUUAGUCUUGCACUAUGAGCACGAAUUCAGAUGUGAACAAUUCCGGAAUGCUCCAAUGCAUUAUUCCAUUGUUCACCUGCAUUCGUGACAGUGGUUUAAUUCGGACUUCAAAACAUACACUUGGUGCUAUUUUUCGUGCAUAGAAAGUGGCGACUGUGUGAUUACGUGUCAUACUUCCAAGGAAUUAUGUGUAACAUGUGUUCUGAUUUCUUGUUCACAUUUCAGUCUGGGCUGAUGGUAUGUUUUGCCUUCACAAACAUUUGCACACCUGUAGCGUUUUUACAUACUGCCUGCUACAUAUAACUUCCUUUGUAGCAUUUCCACCUUGUGAGCUCUUAAUUAAGCAGUGCAUUGCUUUGCCUUGUUUGCUUUCCCCCCUUUUCCUUCUCAUUGUAUUUAUGCAUUUGCUGUUCUUAGCAUUGUUUAAUUUCCUUUCACUGGUGCUAAUUGUCUGGAAAGAAGAGAAAUAAGUUCCUUUUCUCUAUCGCUGUGAUACCUGCUCGUAUGGACAGUUGUCUGCAAUGCUUAAGAAGGCCAUCCCGCCAACUGGUGCUGUUGGACAUUAAACCUCGAAACUUGGAUCACCACAAAGUUGUACAGCCCCCCUUUUUGUCUACUCAAAUUACUGCCUGGCCCUGUUCAGAACUCUGCAUGGGGAUCUGUAUGAAUUCACAUAUGCAGUGGAAUGCCUUUACAACGAAGUGGUUUGGCCCACCGAAAUAAUUUGUUAUACAGGUCACUAUGUUGCAAAGGUCCUGCGCCACUCACAACAGAACUAGUACAUAAUUAUUCCUUCAUUAUACAAGUCAUUUGCUGUAGAGGCACUUGACUGUACAUAUACUGUACGGUGUUUUAGUAGCACCCUGUGUCCAGGUGGUGGGUGGCAUUUGUACCUUCGGUACAAACAGGAUUGCCAGUACAAACGGGAAAACACCAGUGGUGGGGACAUUGAGUCAACUAUCUGUGAGGGGUGGGGUCGGCACCAAAAUUGUGCACCUUAUGAAAAUGGAACCGGAAACAUCUGUAUGAUAGAACAUUGGCGUAUCACAAUGGCAUAAAGUAGGAAGUAACAGCCAUUGAACAAAUGCAUGAAACACGUACCUAGAUUGAUGGUGCUAUGUUAAAGAAUGUUGUUGCUACUCUUUUAACAAGCUUGUGAAAAUGACUGCAGCAGUGAUUAGCCAACAAUACAUACCUUUAUCACUAUUCAAUGUUUAGAUAAUUGUUUUUAUUGUAUCUGAUGUCUUCCUAUAUCAUUUAUAUUCUACACAUAGCACUUACGCUUGACGUUUUCCAUCCCCCUAUGUGGUACCUGAACUUAAUAAAUAAUUAAAAUAAAUAAAUAUUUACAAAUUUAAGGCAAACUGGUAUGCAAGCUAACCUGAAGAAUGUGCACCAUUUUGUGUUUCAUGAGGAGAUAGUUGGGCAUUUAAAAAAGCACAAAUCGUUGCUGAAUUCCAGAUUUUCUGAAAAUGUGUGCAGAAAAUAAGAGGAAGGGUCAGUUCACCCUCUUAGAUCUCGCAACCCAGAAAACAUUGCCAAGAUAACAGCAUUGAUUGUCCUGCCAGCUGACAACCAGUCGUAUGUGCAAGUAAAAGAAAAUUGCUAUGGCAGCUGGAAACAAGCCGUGUGCUUAGUGGGGGAGUAAAAAACAAACUUCAGUAGCAAUUUAGCAUUAGGUGCGAGAAAAAUGCGUUAGCAUUACGUCGCAUCUCUUUGAUGUCCCGGAUCCAUGAUUUAAACUGUGUCCACCGCGUUGCAGACUUGUUCAGGAGCUCACUUGACACACAUCCUGCCUCUUUGAGGAGUGAUGUGCAACUGUUAAUUUACACAUUUUUUUCCACUUUGAUACUUGUAAUGUCUGCGCACUGAAAACAUCGGAGUCACGCUGGGAAUUGGUCUGUUCCUUACAUGCCAUGGCGCAAUAGCACAUGUUUUCAUUUGUAAUUGGCAUCUCGGCAGUUGCUUUUAUUGAUCAUGGGCUGGCAUGUCAUGUUAGUUGUGUUUCUGUUGUGUGCUUGACGAGUCCAAUUUGUGAGGUGCGGUUGUUUACUAUGUUAUGUGCUGUACCUUGAUGAACCGAUAUGGCACAUUUGAUUAUUGUUCAUUGGAUAAUUCUGUGUGUUGAUAUGUAACCAGUGAUUAAUUACAUGCACAGAAUUGUGUUUAAGAAAACAGCA